Messenger RNA from Brienomyrus brachyistius, 1182 nucleotides. RefSeq names its product twist family bHLH transcription factor 1b (gene twist1b). Gene Ontology annotation, molecular function: protein dimerization activity; DNA-binding transcription factor activity, RNA polymerase II-specific; RNA polymerase II transcription regulatory region sequence-specific DNA binding. The record is from RefSeq and is a predicted model, not a curated record. The transcript has 2 exons. Bases 121 to 642 code for a protein of 173 amino acids. Gene Ontology annotation, biological process: regulation of transcription by RNA polymerase II; developmental process. NCBI's taxonomy places the organism in Eukaryota, Metazoa, Chordata, Actinopteri, Osteoglossiformes, Mormyridae.
AUGGAUCGUCAUGGCCAAGUAGCCACUACUGCGGGCAUGGUGGCAGGUUUACCGUGCAUAAGGUAAAAGGCCUAACUGGAAUUUUUUUGACGUUGAAUAAAUGAAUCAGUCUAAGUGCCUAUGUUCAAGCUGAAACUGGUGCUUGAAGAAACGAUGCAGAGCGAUUCCUGCUCCCCAGUGUCUCCAGCGGACAGUCCCAGCAACAGUGAAGAAGAAGUCGACCGGCAGCAGAAAAGAUGUGGAAGGAAGAGGAGAUCGAGUAGAAGAAACGGGGAGGAAUCAGAUAGCCCGACCCAUGGGAAAAGAGGGAAAAAAUCCAACAGCAGCAGUCCGCAGUCUUUCGAGGAGCUUCAGACGCAGAGAGUUAUGGCGAAUGUGCGCGAGCGGCAGCGGACUCAGUCCCUCAACGAAGCCUUCGCGGCACUGCGGAAAAUCAUUCCCACUUUACCGUCAGACAAACUGAGCAAAAUCCAGACCCUCAAACUGGCAGCCAGGUACAUCGACUUUCUCUGCCAAGUGCUACAAAGUGAUGAACUGGACUCUAAAAUGGCAAGUUGUAGUUAUGUGGCGCACGAGAGACUAAGCUAUGCCUUUUCUGUGUGGAGGAUGGAGGGCGCGUGGUCCAUGUCAGCAUCUCACUAGUCUGUGGAUUUAUAGGGCAAGAUGGUGACACCGGUUCCGUUAGUUUCUGCAAGGGGGCAACUCGGGAAUCCGAUGCUGGAUAUGUGUGCAAAGCUGCAAUGUUUUCUGGAAAAUAUGAUAAAAAGAAACCAAAGAUAACAGAACGUAAAAAGCACUUAGAAAGGCCGUGGACAAUCCAGAACUCUGCGUUUUGAUAUAAACUUAAUUGUUCAGUUUGACAAUGAAUGUUGGAAUUGUGUAUUUCUUUAUGCAUCUGGUCGUUUGACCAAGCCGUGCCGAGUCUUUGUUUCGCUCAUGGAACGGGUGAAAGUGCAUCGCCAUUUCAGUUUCAUGGCCGCCGGAUUGUUACAGCCGUGAAAUGACUUGAUAUUUGGCUUUUACAUAUGCAAGACUUUUUGGAUUAAUAUUUUGUCUCCAAAAUACGUUUAUUAAUUUAUUAAUUACAUUUGUCGCAAUGCAGGAUAGAUCCGGUGUCUAAAUGCAUUCGUACUUUUUGUAAAUACUGUAUUUUUCUGCAAUAAAAUAUGAAUUUAAAACACU